This is a messenger RNA of Grus americana (Whooping crane), 1006 nucleotides long. It is a transcript of the gene MED18, whose product is annotated as mediator complex subunit 18. The transcript is spliced from 2 exons. The record is from RefSeq and is a predicted model, not a curated record. Lineage: Eukaryota; Metazoa; Chordata; Aves; Gruiformes; Gruidae. Gene Ontology annotation, cellular component: mediator complex; core mediator complex. Gene Ontology annotation, biological process: regulation of transcription by RNA polymerase II; termination of RNA polymerase II transcription. The coding region runs from base 146 to 772 and encodes 208 amino acids. Gene Ontology annotation, molecular function: transcription coregulator activity.
GCCCUGCACGCAUCAGCGCGCCUCAGCGAGCAGGGCCCGAGCGGCACCGCCGGGCCGCUAGGUGGCGCUGCCGCCCUCUCCGCGUUCGCGCCGCUCCCUCCGCCGCGUCGCCGCCUGCCCUCAGCCCUGCGGCCGGGUCCGCACCAUGGAGGCGCCCCCCGUGACCAUGAUGCCCGUCACGGGCGGCACCAUUAACAUGAUGGAGUACCUGCUCCAAGGAAGCGUUUUGGACCAGAGCCUGGAGAGCCUGCUGCACCGCCUGCGCGGCCUGUGCGACAACAUGGAGCCGGAGACCUUCCUGGACCACGAGAUGGUGUUCCUGCUGAAGGGGCAGCAGGCCAGCCCCUUCGUGCUGCGGGCGCGGCGGUCCAUGGACAAAAGCGGGAUGCCCUGGCAUCUGCGCUACUUGGGCCAGCCGGAAAUAGGCGACAAGAGCCGCCACGCACUGGUACGCAACUGCGUAGACAUCGCUACUUCGGACAACCUGACGGACUUUCUGGUGGAGAUGGGCUUCCGCAUGGACCACGAGUUUGUGGCCAAAGGGCACGUGUUCCGCAAGGGCAUCAUGAAGAUUAUGGUGUACAAGAUCUUCCGCAUCCUAAUGCCGGGAAACACGGAGAACAUUGAGCCGCUCUCCCUCUCCUACCUGGUGGAGCUCAACGUGGUAGCGCCAGCAGGACAGGACAUCGUUUCUGAUGACAUGAGGAACUUUGCUGAGCAAUUGAAGCCUCUAGUACACCUGGAAAAAAUUGACCCCAAAAGGCUAAUGUGAUUGAAAAGCUGGGCAGUUAAGGUAUGGGUUUUGUUAGUAUUCCCAAAGGGGCUGUGUUUCUAAAAAAGCCUUCUGAGGGCAAAUCAAAACAGGGAGAGGGGAAUAAAGGACUACAUAUCAGUCUUGUCAGUUGCAAUUACCGAGUGUUUUUUCUUUCACUUGUGGAUGAACACAAAUGGACACUUUAAUGCCAUUAAAAACAUCAGUAAAUGCUAAUAGUGGUAAUCUUCCUUC